CCGAAUCUUGUCCAAACCGAACUCCGACUAAAACUGGCGUUUAGGGAGAAAUGGAUAGAAUGGAUAUAUUUCACAAGUUCUUUCUAGUGGCGCGACGGGAAGACAACGCUAGCUACGGAGGCCUUUGUCAGCGACCACUACCUCACCAACCCCGAAUUCUCGACCUUGGAUGCGGAACUGGUAUUUGGGUGAUCGAUAUGGCUGAUCGCCAUCAAGGACGAGCUAAUAUCCUUGGCUGGGACCUUUCCUUGAUACAACCUCUUAGGAUUCCGCCUGGCGUCGAGUUCCAACGGUGCGAUAUCGAGGAACCUUGGUCCGGUGUUGAAGAGUCUUCUUUCGAUCUUAUCCACAUGAAAAUGCUUGCUGGCUCUAUAGAAAAUUGGGUAUCUUUGUACAGCCAGGCACUGAGAUAUCUCAAGCCCGAGACGGGAGUGCUUGAACAUGUAGAGAUCGAUUUCACGCCCAAGUGCGAGGACGGAGAAUUGCCCGAAGAUUCUCACCUCAAAAUUUGGGCACAUGAACUAACCGUAGCGAUGGAGAGAGCUGGACGGCCUAUAACGGUGAACCCUCAUACUGUUGGGUUGUUGGAACGUCUUGGCUACGUUGACGUUAAGCAAGUUAGCAAGCGGGUUCCGUUCAAUUCUUGGCCCCCAGAUGAGCAUGAACGGGAGAUGGGCAAAUGGUUUAACCUCGGUAUUACACAAGGACUACACGCCCUAUCAAUAGCUCCUUUAACCAGAAUGAACGGCUACGAUCCGGAACAAGUUUCGAAUCUAGUAGGUAAAGUGCGGAAGGAAAUGUGCUCCCGUGGAAUGAGAUCUUACUGCACCAUGUACAUUUGGACAGCACGAAGGCCAUCUAUCCCCGGCCAACGAGCGUGAGCAAUUCUUCGGUCCCCUGCAACGCAACCAUUGGACCGGUAUCUACCUACACGCCACCAGAACCAAGCUCCCGUUAUAUGAUCUCCGAGGCUACAGCCCACCUUGGACGUCUAUGGCGCUUGCAGAAAAGACCUAUCACUUCCUCUAUGCAGGCUCUCCCGC
Messenger RNA from Annulohypoxylon truncatum, 1043 nucleotides. RefSeq names its product methyltransferase LaeA. The transcript is spliced from 5 exons. Lineage: Eukaryota; Fungi; Ascomycota; Sordariomycetes; Xylariales; Hypoxylaceae. The record is from RefSeq and is a predicted model, not a curated record. Bases 51 to 881 code for a protein of 276 amino acids. Gene Ontology annotation, molecular function: methyltransferase activity.